GAACAUAAACUGAACCAGAUUACGUAAAUAUCCGAUAUCCGAACACCUCUUAUUUCGUUUUAUUUUAUUUUUUUGUCAAACAUUUUUUUUAUCUUAAAAAUUAAAACUAAACUUAACCGAAAAUGUAUGCAAAUUUCUUAAAUACAACUGCACAUAUCUCAUCAUGUCUUAACUUCACAAUGUUUCUUCUUUUUUCAGCCAAGGGUUACAAACAGAAAAGUCCAAGUUGACUGAUUUGAGUCAGCCUAACCACGUUUCUAGAUAGUUUGUGAGCUUUACCAGUAAUGUAGAUCACAGUUUUUGAGAAUGCAAUCUUCACUCUUUUGGUUGGCUCUAACUAGUUUAACAUGUAAAAGUGAAUAUAAAUUGUUUUCUGUAAGCAGUUCCAUGCCUCAGUUGUACAAAAUGAAGUUUUCGCAUACGACAGCCACCUUUAAAAAAAAGUAAAAAAUAAUAGAGCAUAUUUUUAUUAGUUACUGCUUUAAUUAAGGUUUUUUUAUCAAUUAUAUUAUUUUAAUCGAUAUAAUAAAAUAUGUUUACAUAUAUGGAUUUAGAUAAACUGGAUAUGGACUUAGAUGAAGUGAAUUAUAGAAAGCUAAUUGUUAUGCUCUUAUGGUUUACCUGAUAACAUUUUAACUGUUUUAGUAGUUAAAUAACCAAACAAACUUUGUACUGAACCAAAGUUUCAUCUUAAUUUUAUGAUUGUGUUGCUAAAAAAACGAUAAAAGAAAGAAUAAAAAAGAAAAAUAGUAAACUUAUUAUAAUGAAUAUUUAGUUUGUUAGUUUUAAGUUACUUUUUCUAUGUAUUGAUAUUAUUUAAUAUAGCAUUCUUUUUUUUUUGAAAAACUGAGGUAUUUCAUCUUCAACAGCUUUUGUCAGUAUGCUUUACCAUCAAGCCAAGUACUUCUUUAGCUUGUCCUUAUUUUUCAUGGCUUUCAACAUAAAGCAGGCGAACCCGUAUAUGUAUUAUGUCCUGUAUUCAAAGAUGUUAUUGAGUAUUGUAUCUGUUAUCAAAAGAUUCAUGUGGCGUAUAAUACAAGUAACCAAGCAUAAACUAAUCAUCCGAUCUUCUUUCAUUGUCACUGAUAAUAGGUAUUUGUAUAGUAAAACAUGAUCAAAUUCAAUUUGCUUUCUGUAGAAAUACUUCUAGUAAAACGAAAAGGCAAAUUAUCUUGGUGGUGACUCGUGAAGACAUGUCAAAACUCAAAAGUAACAAGCACAUAACCCCAUAGUAUUGUAGCUUGUCACUUCCUAUAAGAGCAUCAUCCUCUAGCCAAGACAUAUCAUCUUUAUAGAACUCAUCUACAGCAUAUUGGUCCCAUAGGGUACCCACUUCGUCUCCAGUUCCUAUAACAUUUCCAAAAACAUUUAGCCAUAAUUUAAGAAAACAAUAAACCAUGAACACUUGUAACAUUCUUGCCAUAUAGAUCGUACAAGCAAAGCCCACAAGCCAUGAAUUAGUAUGAUUAUCCAGGACACACAACAGCAAAAUGGGACUAAAAACCAAUAUACAAGACCAGCUGAUCACAUUCUAAAUUUGAUUAGUGGACAAUGUGUUUGACGCGAUUACCUAGUACUUGAAGCUUUAUUCUCCACACUUAUGUGAUCAGUCUCAGACUCUCAUUGUUGUUUACUUUGCAGCAUCACAGAUACAUGUCUUCGUAAAUAGACCCCACUUCUUUCUUAAUUGACAAUAUAUUCUUACAUUAUUUUAUUGAAACUACAACUUGCUAUGUUAUUCCAUGAGUUGUGAAUACUGACUCUUCGCAAUCUAUAUAGUUAGCCCAUGAGUUCAAUUCUUUAUAUAUAUAAAAACUACCAUAUCUUAACUUGGUUUUUUUUUUUUUUUUUUUUUUGAAACACUCCAUAUCUUAACUUGGUUAUAUAUUUCUUUUAGAGAACUAUUAAAUCUUGUCCCACAACCUCUUAAACAUCUAAAAGUAAAAAACGACGAUCUAAAGCUAGCUCAAUGAAGAUCACGAAAGGUUGUUGUUGAAAAGAUGCUUAAAACUGUAAUGGACAAAAUCAUCGUCUCGGUUCUCAAAGUUAAAGACAGCUCUCAUGUAUCAAAAUUGACAUAAAUAGAAAACAACAUGAUCCACAGGCCCGUUCCUGCUAUAAGGCAACUAAAACAUCUGCUUUAGGCCACAAAAUAUAAAGAACACAUUAAGACCACAUGUCACUGAGUAUUAGUUAGGUCAAAUGGUUUAGUACGUAGUUCAAUUUGAGUUAGUAUAUCCUAGUUCGAUCUUUCUUUUGUCCAACAUAGUUUUAAUUUUUACCAUUCGAUGACUAUGUAUUUUUUUGUAUUGGUUUAGUGUUACUAUUUAUUGUUGGUAUUUGUAUAAGAGGCCACAUUUUUUUUUGUGCUCUAGGCCACCCCAAAUUAUGGGACGGCACUGAUGAUCCACCACAAGAUAAUUACUAAUUGGGGCAAUCAACUAAUGUUAGCGUAAAUGGUCACUUAGAGAAAUUCAGAUUCACUUUAAAAUAGGUUUUUGAUGAACAAAAUUUCGCGAAAAAUCAAGGAAAAAUCGAACCAAGUACAUGAUUACUAAUGAACAUUAAUUUGAUUAGUAUCUUUUAGUUAUUUCAAUGUGUCCAUCUGAAUUGGGUCACCGACUGAUUACCCACCAGCCAAAUGUGUUUGCUGAACAAAUGUUUAUGCUUAACAUCUUAGAUACGUCCAGUUUCUGGACUUGUAUAAACAGCUUUGCCAGCUUGAACGUGAAACUGUUGAGACUGAGCAACUAUUUGUACCGUCCCUUUCGAUUUCAUUAACGAACAAACCGCAAAGAGUCAAAAAAUAAAAUAAAAUAAAGUGGGCAGAAUGCUUAUGAUCAUUAUGCACUCGUACGAGGGGAUCCAAAUUAACCUUCAUAUAUGCAUCCUAGUUUACAAAAUGUACAUAUGAAUAAACGAAAUUUAUGAAUGAUUAAUCUCUUUGAAAACUAUAUAUAAACUGGUCUAGUGGUUACUGAAUUUGCUAACUAAUCAUAUAUGAGAAUUAGACAAAUAUUCUCUCCUUAGCAAAACCUAAUAUGGAUAACAAAUCAUCUGCUUUUGUUAGCUCCCAAAUCAGAUAAUGAACUUAUUUAAAUAUCUGUGAGAAGAAAAUUACAAACAUAAGAUUCAAAUGAAACAAGAAUAGGUAUGUCUUGUCCAUUAGAACCAGACCCACCAAUUUGAUAAACUGUUGUUUUUCUUUUGUAUCUUCCCUAUCAAACUUCGUUUUUACUCUUUUUGUCUCUUUGUUUCUUUAAUUCCUUUGGUGUUUCAACAUUUUGACGUGGAAAAUGAGAUUCCUAUUUCUUUUUAGUCUAAUUUCUAUAUGACUUUAUGAAUAAAUAGAUAUUCCUUGCUUGUUAGACAUAUCUUUCUACCUCAUAGAAAUAAUAUUUUAAUCUGUUUUCUGGGGUCGUAACAGUAAUAGUGUAAUUGUUUUUCUAAUUGUAACAUUUUUAACUUUAUUAAAAAUCUUAGUGGUACAUAUGACAUACAAAAUGUUGUUGUGAUAAAUCUCCACUUGUGGAGGAAGUAGUUAUUGCGGAUGAGAUUAAGUGCCUAAAACAAGAAUAAAGAGAAUCUGAGAGUGAUAUCACAAAAUUGUCAAGUUUAUAAUACUCAAAAUCAUAUAUAAUUAUAAAUUUGAUUGAUGCUUAAAAUAAAACUAAUAUUAUAUAGUGUAGUUCGAGUUUGGAGAAUAGUUCGGCUCAAAACCUAUUUUAAUCAAAUAUAUAUGACAAAAUUGAAAUAUGCAUCUGAAGUUGAGACUAAUGUAUAUUGAAAUUAAUGACUUCCUUGGUUAAUGACUCAAUUAGACUCCUAAUAAGGAAAGACAACCACUCCUACUUUUGAAACGAUGACUCAAAACCGAUAAGAGUACAUAAUACCCCACUGUAGAUUUCACCAUGGUACAAAGUACAAUUCAAUCUAAUGGAGAUCUGCCUGCCCGUGAUUAAAUCGGUCGGGGGCGGGGGAAUGGGUCAAAGCAUUUAUCCAAAACUGGAAAUUCCAUAACGUAAUGACAUAAAUACCCCUGCGUAAUUUCUAUUUAUGCUUGUUUCUCAACAAGAAUCGAGGACAUCAUCGGGUUUUCGAUUCUUGAUACAAUUAUGAAAAAAUUACUCUGGAAGAGAUAAUCUGAUCCCGCAAUAUGAGCCGUUGGAUACGGUGUACAUAGUUAGAUCACGUCGCGUAAACGUUGUACCAUCCAACGUACAGAAUACUCAGGACAGAACAAACGUGUUCUCUGAUUUCACUUUAACCUGUCACUAUUCUUUUUAAUAAUAAUUAUUAAAAAAAACAUAGUCUUGAUCUUGAUCCAUAACAAUAUCUUCUUCCUUCAUAAAUACAGUUGUUCACUUUCACUCUCUUCUCAAUCUUUUUUCUUCCUGCUCCAUUACCAUCACUCACUCCUCUCACAUUUUCGUUACUCAUUUUAUCAUAAAUUAAAAAAAAUAUGUUCGCAGUUGUUACUUAUUAGGUGGAAAUAACCAAAUCCACCAAAAAAACAUUUACUUAAAAGCCUUUCGAUUCAGUUACUGUGGCAUUAGGGAAGAACAUCUUCUAGUUUAGUAAUGACAGAGGCAGAUUUAGAGCAAGGAGCGGCGUACGGAUAUCACCGGCGAAGUGACGUCAGCAUAUAUUAUUCAGACGGAGAAGAAGAAGAUGUGACGUCAUGCUACUCUUACUUCUAUUCGACUACGACGGGAGGAACGUACGAAUACGAAGGAGGAGAGUCGAGGAAAGUGUCGUCGGUGAUGAGCAGUAGUUCACUGGAGAUGGAUGAUGGUGAUGGUGAAGCGACGGUGCCGCCGGAGAAAGACUGUAGGAUAUGUCACUUAGGGGUGGUGGAAACGAGCGGUGGAGGUGCGAUAGAGUUAGGAUGUUCGUGUAAGGAAGAUUUGGCUGUUGCUCAUAGACAAUGUGCCGAAACUUGGUUCAAAAUCAAAGGCGACAAAAUAUGCGAGAUUUGCCAAUCGGUAGCCCGAAACGUGGGCGGUGCGAACGAAAUGGUAGUGGUUACGGUGGUGGACGAGAGAGAGUUAAGGAACGGUGGAGGCGGCGAGGAAACGGCGGCCUUAGGAGCGAUAGAGAACAGAUGGCAGCCACAGAGACUGGUGAAUAUAGUGUUAGCUUGUAUGGUUUUUGGCUUUUUCAUUUCAUGGCUAUUCCAUUUUCAUGAUUCAUCUUCUUCAUGAAUCACUUUAUAUGCUCUUUGCAGGAACAUUUUAUCAGUUGAGUUUUUGAUUCUUUUUAUAUAUAAACAAAAAACCAUUUAUGUUAA
Messenger RNA from Brassica rapa (field mustard), 5290 nucleotides. RefSeq lists its product as uncharacterized. The record is from RefSeq and is a predicted model, not a curated record. Gene Ontology annotation, molecular function: zinc ion binding. Lineage: Eukaryota; Viridiplantae; Streptophyta; Magnoliopsida; Brassicales; Brassicaceae.